AUGAGGAGGUUUGUUUACUGCAAGGUGGUCCUUGCCACUUCGCUGAUGUGGGUUCUGGUGGAUGUCUUCUUACUCCUGUACUUCAGCGAAUGUAACAAAUGUGAUGACAAGAAGGAGAGAUCCCUUCUACCUGCUCUCAGGGCUGUUAUUUCAAGAAACCAAGAAGGGCCAGGAGAAAUGGGAAAGGCCGUGCUGAUUCCUAAAGAUGACCAGGAGAAAAUGAAAGAACUGUUUAAAAUCAAUCAGUUUAACCUUAUGGCCAGUGAUUUGAUUGCCCUUAACAGAAGUCUACCGGAUGUGAGAUUAGAGGGAUGCAAGACGAAGGUCUACCCUGAUGAACUUCCAAACACAAGUGUAGUUAUUGUGUUUCAUAAUGAAGCUUGGAGCACCCUCCUUCGAACUGUUUACAGUGUUAUAAACCGUUCCCCACACUAUUUACUUUCUGAGGUCAUCUUGGUAGAUGAUGCCAGUGAGAGAGAUUUUCUCAAGUCGACAUUAGAGAACUAUGUGAAAAACUUAGAAGUGCCAGUAAAGAUCAUCAGAAUGGAAGAGCGCUCCGGGUUAAUCCGUGCCCGCCUCCGAGGAGCCGCUGCUUCAAAGGGGCAGGUCAUCACUUUCCUGGAUGCUCACUGUGAAUGUACCGUGGGCUGGCUGGAGCCCUUGCUGGCAAGAAUAAAGGAAGACAGGAAAACAGUUGUAUGCCCCAUCAUUGAUGUGAUUAGUGAUGAUACCUUUGAAUAUAUGGCUGGGUCAGACAUGACUUAUGGGGGUUUUAACUGGAAACUGAAUUUUCGUUGGUAUCCUGUUCCCCAAAGAGAAAUGGACAGGAGGAAAGGAGACAGAACAUUACCUGUCAGGACCCCUACUAUGGCUGGUGGCCUAUUUUCUAUUGACAGAAACUACUUUGAAGAGAUAGGAACUUACGAUGCAGGAAUGGAUAUCUGGGGUGGAGAGAAUCUUGAAAUGUCUUUUAGGAUCUGGCAAUGUGGAGGCUCAUUGGAGAUUGUGACUUGCUCUCAUGUGGGUCAUGUUUUUCGGAAAGCAACUCCAUACACUUUUCCUGGUGGCACCGGUCAUGUCAUCAACAAGAACAACAGGAGACUGGCAGAAGUGUGGAUGGAUGAAUUUAAAGAUUUCUUCUAUAUCAUAUCCCCAGGUGUUGUCAAAGUGGAUUAUGGAGAUGUAUCAGUCAGAAAAACACUGAGAGAAAAUCUGAAGUGUAAGCCCUUUUCUUGGUACCUCGAAAACAUCUAUCCGGACUCCCAGAUCCCAAGACGUUAUUACUCACUUGGUGAGAUAAGAAAUGUUGAGACUAAUCAAUGUUUAGACAACAUGGGCCGCAAGGAAAAUGAAAAAGUGGGCAUAUUCAACUGUCAUGGUAUGGGAGGAAAUCAGGUAUUUUCUUAUACUGCUGACAAGGAAAUCCGAACCGAUGACUUGUGCUUGGAUGUUUCUAGACUCAAUGGACCUGUAAUCAUGUUAAAAUGCCACCACAUGAGAGGAAAUCAGUUAUGGGAAUAUGAUGCUGAGAGACUCACCUUGAGGCACGUGAACAGUAACCAGUGUCUCGAUGAACCUUCUGAAGAAGACAAAAUGGUGCCUACCAUGCAGGACUGCAGUGGCAGCAGGUCCCAGCAGUGGCUGCUGAGGAACAUGACGUUGGGGGCAUGA
Messenger RNA from Pipistrellus nathusii (Nathusius's pipistrelle), 1671 nucleotides. Lineage: Eukaryota; Metazoa; Chordata; Mammalia; Chiroptera; Vespertilionidae. The record is from the annotation of a GenBank genome assembly.